Cimex lectularius (bed bug) is the source of this 1224-nucleotide messenger RNA. It is a transcript of the gene Rab40, whose product is annotated as ras-related protein Rab-40C. Gene Ontology annotation, biological process: protein localization to plasma membrane; intracellular signal transduction. Gene Ontology annotation, molecular function: GTP binding; GTPase activity. The transcript has 4 exons. The record is from RefSeq and is a predicted model, not a curated record. Gene Ontology annotation, cellular component: synaptic vesicle; plasma membrane; endosome. The coding region runs from base 290 to 1102 and encodes 270 amino acids. NCBI's taxonomy places the organism in Eukaryota, Metazoa, Arthropoda, Insecta, Hemiptera, Cimicidae.
AAGGUAUCGAUGCAUUGAGAGCUGUGUAAGAUGAAGUCGAAGAUGGCUAUUUCUAAGGUGUGUUAUCUAAAUCUAGGGCAGUAACAGAACAAACUGUUUACAUCCUUAUUCGCGAAGAUAAGGGCAUAAAUUUUAAGGCGAGGGCUGAAGAAGUGGAGAACGGAGUGUCCACACCAUCCUACAACAUAUUCGCAUCAUAAAAAAAAGAAAAUCUUUGUUUUUCUUCUGUGAUUCGAGUCAAAUUCAACAAUAUUAUUAUGCCCAAUAGAAAAAAGUUCAGGCCUGUGUUAUGGCAGUGGAAAGAAAUUCAUCUCAACAGCCUAAACAAUAUGAUUAUCUGUUAAAAUUUCUACUCGUGGGAGAUAGCGACGUCGGUAAACAAGAAAUACUGAGCGGCCUCGACGAUGGCUCAUCUGAAUCGCCUUUCUGCAGUGGAAGUGCAUAUAAAACAACGACGAUACUUCUCGAUGGUAAAAGAGUAAAGCUUCAGUUAUGGGAUACGUCUGGGCAAGGAAGGUUUUGCACCAUUAUAAGAUCUUACUCUAGAGGUGCUCAAGGAAUUCUUCUUGUUUACGACAUAACAAACAAAUGGUCGUUUGAUGGUAUCGACCGCUGGCUCAAGGAAGUCGAGGAGCAUGCGCCGGGGGUUCCUAAAGUGCUGGUAGGCAAUCGAUUGCACCUUGCUUUUAAACGUCAAGUUGGAACUAGGGAAGCGGAAAUGUAUGCUGCGCGGAACAGCAUGGCGUACUUUGAAGUGAGCCCUCUGUGCAAUUUCAACAUAACGGAGAGCUUUAGCGAAUUGUCGAGGAGAGCGUUGCAUCGCAACGGUAUGGAGAGACUCUUGAGAUCAAAUAAAGUGCUGUCGCUGCAGGAAUUGUGCUGUAGGGCGAUUGUAGCCAGAACAACUGUUUAUGAUAUCGAACAGCUACCUUUACCUCUUAUAGUCAAGUCACAUUUGAAGUCUUAUGCGAUGACUCGAUACACAAUGAUUCCGGUUGUGUCCCAUAAAAAGCUUCGCUCGCCUCAUUCAACCACGCUGACGUCACCGUCGCUUCCAACGAGGAGUCCAUCAGCACCAAGAAACUCUUGCACUGUUUCAUAAUUUUUUUUUAUAUUUAUUUAAAAGUGUUUUCUUCAAGAACUCAGGGUUAGUACAGUUUAUUUUUGUUUCUUUUAUUGUCUCCAUCCUAAGUAUUUUCAAAUUUAUUUAUUUGUUACUGAAUU